Sciurus carolinensis (gray squirrel) is the source of this 2062-nucleotide messenger RNA. It is a transcript of the gene Cntfr, whose product is annotated as ciliary neurotrophic factor receptor. The coding region runs from base 301 to 1461 and encodes 386 amino acids. Gene Ontology annotation, cellular component: membrane; CNTFR-CLCF1 complex; ciliary neurotrophic factor receptor complex. Gene Ontology annotation, molecular function: cytokine binding; ciliary neurotrophic factor receptor activity. The transcript has 10 exons. Lineage: Eukaryota; Metazoa; Chordata; Mammalia; Rodentia; Sciuridae. The record is from RefSeq and is a predicted model, not a curated record. Gene Ontology annotation, biological process: cytokine-mediated signaling pathway.
CCUCCCGGCCCGCUCGCCGCCUCGCUCGCUCGCGGCUCGCCCGCGUAGCUCCCGGCCUGGCCGGCCGGCCCCUCGCCUGCCCGCCGGCCCGCCGGGGCUCUCACGGGGUGGGGGGCCUGCUUUUGCCUCCCAGGCUGGCCGGGGCUGCCCGGGCCCCAGCCCUGAGCCCCGGGGACCCGAUGCCCGCAGGCGGCCGAGCGGACCCACGGAGCGCCGGAGGCAUCGACGGGCGCCUGCGCGGGGACCCAGGUCCUGCUGCAGUGCCUGUCUUCUGUAGAGCCAUAUCGGGCUCCUUUUAGGAUGGGGGCAUCAGGGCCCCAGCUGAACCUGGAGUGGCAAGUGAUGGCUGCUCCUGUCCCAUGGGCCUGCUGUGCUGUGCUUGCUGCCGCUGCUGCCGUUGUCUACACCCAGAGACACAGUCCACAGGAGACGCCCCAUGUGCAAUAUGAGCGCCUGGGCUCAGAUGUGACCUUGCCAUGUGGAACAGCAAACUGGGAUGCAGCUGUGACGUGGCGGGUGAAUGGAACAGAUCUGGCCCCUGACCUGCUCAAUGGCUCUCAGCUGGUACUCCGUGGCUUGGAUCUGGGCCACAGUGGCCUCUAUGCCUGCUUCCACCGCGACUCCUGGCACCUGCGCCACCAAGUCCUGCUACAUGUGGGCUUGCCACCGCGGGAACCUGUGCUCAGCUGCCGCUCCAACACUUACCCCAAGGGCUUCUACUGUAGCUGGCAUCUGCCCACCCCCACCUACAUCCCCAACACCUUCAAUGUGACUGUGCUGCACGGCUCCAAAAUUAUGGUCUGUGAGAAGGACCCAGCCCUCAAGAACCGCUGCCACAUCCGAUACAUGCACCUGUUCUCCACCAUCAAGUACAAGGUCACCAUAAGUGUCAGCAAUGCUCUGGGUCACAAUGCCACGGCUAUCACCUUCGACGAGUUCACCAUUGUGAAGCCUGACCCUCCAGAAAAUGUGGUAGCCCGGCCAGUGCCCAGCAACCCUCGUCGGCUGGAGGUGACAUGGCAGACCCCCUCAACCUGGCCUGACCCUGAUUCCUUUCCUCUGAAGUUCUUUUUGCGCUACCGGCCCCUCAUCCUGGACCAGUGGCAGCAUGUGGAGCUGUCUGACGGCACAGCACAUACCAUCACAGAUGCCUACGCUGGGAAGGAGUACAUCAUCCAGGUGGCAGCCAAGGACAAUGAGAUUGGGACAUGGAGUGACUGGAGCGUGGCUGCUCAUGCCACCCCCUGGACUGAGGAACCACGACACCUCACCACCGAGGCCCAGGCCCCGGAGACCACGACCAGCACUACCAGCUCACUGGCACCCCCGCCCACCACGAAGAUCUGUGACCCUGGAGAGCUGGGCAGCGGCGGAGGACCCUCGGUACCUUUCUUGAUCAGUGUCCCUCUCACUCUGGCCCUGGCUGCCGCUGCCGCCACUGCCAACAGUCUCCUGAUCUGAGCCCGGCAUCCCAUGAGGACAUGCCAGAGCACUGCAGAGGAGCAGGAGGCCGGAGCUGAGCCUGCAGACCCCGGUUUCUAUUUUGCACACGGGCAGGAGGACCUUUUGCAUUCUCUUCAGAUACAAUUUGUAGAGACCCCGGCAGGCCCGGGCCUGCCAUCCCCUAGCCCCACCACACCAAGCUGGCCCUCCUCCCACCUUCAAGGGAGAAGGACCAUGCAGCUAACCCACCCACCAAAGACCCUCCCCUCACCUGCCCCUCGGGCUGGACUCUCCAACGCCAGCGACUCCCAGGAGCCCUUGGGGGGCCUGAGGGGAGCCCCUCACACCCACAAUUCCUCCUCCUGCCCCAGCCUCCUGUCUGUCCCAGGGUCUCUGUUGCCACCAUCAGAUUAUAAGCUCCUGAUGCUGGGGGGGCCCAGCCAUCCCCCUCCCCCCAGUGCCCACACUUUUCAGUAUCCCCACCUCUGCCCUGUUUUGUAUGACCCUCCCCUGACCCUGUCGUACCCCACAGUAUUUAAUGCCCUGUCAGUCCCUUCUAGUCUGACUCAAUGGUAACUUGCUGUAUUUGAAUUUUUUAUAGAUGUAUAUACAGGGGUGG